This is a messenger RNA of Galdieria sulphuraria, 281 nucleotides long. RefSeq lists its product as uncharacterized. NCBI's taxonomy places the organism in Eukaryota, Rhodophyta, Bangiophyceae, Galdieriales, Galdieriaceae. The record is from RefSeq and is a predicted model, not a curated record. The transcript has a single exon. The annotation marks the transcript as partial.
GGCAAUUUGAAAAGAGUGGCCGAUUGGGAAUGGGCCCGCGCAAUUUUGAUUUGAAAAUUGGCAUUAUGGGCGUGGGGUGGGAAAGAAUGGGUAAAUUGGAGAUGGGAGAGAGUGGGGAAAUUGCGAUGGGGGAAAAUGGGUGGGGAAAGGGGCCAAUUUGGGCCAACCACAAAGGUGAUCGUGAUUUGAAAUUGCCAUUUUGGGUGGGGGGAAGAAUGGGCCAAUUGGAAAUGGGAAAGAGUGGGGAAAUUGCGAUGGGGGAAAAUGGGUGGGGAAAGGGG